UGUCUGGGAGAGAGAGCACUUCGUGCAAUUUAGAAACUCGAUAGGAGGCAGCAGCUGAUCUCAGACCACCCUAAAAAUAAUUCGCGGCAGGGCUCUACGUGCUUCAUUCGCGAAGGCAAACUCUACCACCCGAGUUAAUACUCCAGUAGUAAGAGGGCAACACCGGCUCUUAAAAAUUCUUUUAAGACUAAAGGAAAAGCAACAGGAGAAAAUGAGCCUUUCUUUUUGUGGUAACAACAUUUCUUCUUAUGACAUCAAGGAGGGCGUAUUACAAAAUGUCUGUUUUGUGGAUGCCCUUAACCUGGUCCCUCAUGUCUUCCUGUUAUUUAUUACUUUUCCAAUAUUGUUCAUUGGGUGGGGAAGUCAAAGUUCGAAAGUACAGAUUCAUCACAACACAUGGCUUCAUUUCCCUGGACAUAACCUGAGAUGGAUUCUUACAUUUGUUCUCCUAUUUGUACAUGUUUGUGAAAUAGCUGAGGGUAUUGUUUCUGAUACACAUAUGGAAUCUCGUCACCUUCAUCUCUUCAUGCCUGCUGUCAUGGGAUUUGUGGCCACUACUACAUCGAUAGUUUAUUAUCACAAUAUUGAAACAUCAAACUUUCCUAAGUUGCUUUUAGCCCUCUUUGUUUAUUGGGUCAUGGCUUUUAUCACAAAAACAAUAAAAUUAGUUAAGUACUGUCAGCUCGGUUUGGGAGUAUCUGAACUUCGCUUCUGCAUCACGGGAAUGAUGGUCAUCCUGAAUGGAUUAUUGAUGGCUGUGGAGAUCAAUGUCAUUCGAGUUAGGAGAUAUGUAUUUUUUAUGAAGCCUCAAAAAGUAAAGCCUCCUGAAGACCUUCAAGAUCUGGGUGUGAGAUUUCUUCAACCAUUUGUGAAUUUGCUUUCAAAGGCCACAUACUGGUGGAUGAACACACUUAUUAUAUCAGCUCACAAAAAACCUAUUGAUUUGAAAGCAAUUGGAAAACUCCCUAUAGCAAUGAGGGCAAUGACAAAUUAUGUUUGCCUGAAGGAUGCAUAUGAAGAGCAGAAGAAAAAAGCAGCAGACCAUCCCAAGAGAACUCCUUCUAUUUGGUUAGCAAUGUACAAGGCCUUCGGGCGACCAAUCCUGCUGAGCAGCACAUUCCGCUAUCUAGCUGACCUUUUGGGCUUUGCUGGACCUCUCUGUAUUUCUGGAAUAGUUCAGAGUGUAAAUGACACUGUGGGAACAAUAAAUACAACAAACACACUUUCAGGUUCACUUACCUCAAAGCAAUUCCUUGAAAAUGCUUAUGUGUUAGCUGUUCUUCUAUUCCUGGCCCUGAUUCUACAAAGAACAUUUUUACAGGCCUCCUACUACGUCACCAUAGAAACUGGUAUUAAUCUUCGUGGAGCUUUGCUGGCUAUGAUAUACAAUAAGAUCCUGAGGCUUUCUACAUCCAAUUUGUCUAUGGGUGAGAUGACUCUGGGACAAAUCAAUAACUUGGUCGCCAUAGAAACUAAUCAGCUCAUGUGGUUCUUGUUCCUGUGUCCUAAUCUAUGGGCCAUGCCUGUUCAGAUCAUAAUGGGAGUGAUUCUGCUCUAUAACUUACUUGGAUUAAGUGCGCUUGUCGGUGCAGCUGUCAUAGUGUUACUCGCGCCAAUUCAGUACUUCAUAGCUACAAAGUUGGCUGAGGCUCAGAAGAGCACUCUGGAUUAUUCUACUGAAAGGCUGAAGAAAACAAAUGAGAUACUAAAAGGCAUCAAGCUUUUAAAGUUGUAUGCCUGGGAGCACAUAUUUUGCAAAAGUGUAGAGGAAACAAGAAUGAAGGAGCUGACCAGUCUCAAAACCUUUGCACUUUAUACAUCACUUUCCAUUUUUAUGAAUGCAGCGAUCCCCAUAGCAGCUGUUCUUGCAACCUUUGUGACGCAUGCUUAUACAAGUAAGAAACUGUUAAAACCAGCAGAGGCCUUUGCAUCCUUGUCACUUUUUCACAUCCUGGUCACUCCUCUCUUCCUGCUCUCCACAGUGGUCAGAUUUGCAGUCAAAGCCAUUAUCAGCGUUCAGAAGUUGAACGAGUUUCUUUUAAGUGAUGAGAUUGGUGAUGACAGCUGGAGGAGCGGUGAAGGUUCUGUAACUUUUGAGUCUUGUAAGAAACACACAGGAGUACAAACCAAAACUAUAAACAGGAAGCAGCCUGGAAGAUAUAACCUGGACAGCUAUGAACAAUCAAUUAGACGAAUUCAUCCCCCAGAGACUGAAGAUAUUGCAAUUAAGGUGACAAACGGGUAUUUUUCAUGGGGGAGUGGUUUAGCCACGUUAUCCAACAUAGAUAUUAGAAUCCCAACAGGUCAGUUGACAAUGAUUGUGGGUCAAGUAGGCUGUGGAAAAUCUUCACUUCUUCUUGCAAUACUUGGUGAAAUGCAGACACUAGAAGGAAAAGUUCACUGGAGCAAUGUAAAUGAAUCAGAACCUUCUAUUGAAGCAAUCAGAAGUAGGAACAGGUACUCUGUGGCCUAUGCAGCUCAGAAGCCCUGGCUAUUGAAUGCUACAGUAGAAGAAAAUAUUACCUUUGGGAGUCCUUUCAAUAAGCAGAGGUACAAAGCUGUCACUGAUGCCUGUUCUCUUCAGCCAGAUAUUGAUUUGUUGCCAUUUGGAGACCAAACUGAAAUUGGAGAAAGGGGGAUUAACUUAAGUGGAGGCCAACGACAAAGAAUCUGUGUAGCCCGAGCUCUCUAUCAAAACACUAACAUUGUCUUCUUGGAUGACCCAUUCUCUGCACUGGAUAUUCAUUUGAGUGAUCAUUUGAUGCAGGAAGGGAUUUUGAAAUUUCUCCAAGAGGACAAGAGGACCCUUGUUCUUGUGACCCACAAAUUACAGUACCUGACACAUGCUGAUUGGAUCAUAGCUAUGAAGGAUGGUAAUGUACUAAGGGAAGGAACUUUGAAGGAUAUUCAAAACAAAGAUGUUGAGCUUUAUGAACACUGGAAAACACUUAUGAAUCGCCAAGACCAAGAAUUAGAAAAGGAUAUGGAGGCUGACCAAACAACCUUGGAAAGAAAAACUCUCAGAAGAGCUAUGUACUCAAGAGAAGCCAAAGCACAAAUGGAAGAUGAAGAUGAAGAGGAAGAAGAGGAGGAAGAUGAAGAUGAUAACAUGUCCACAGUACUGAGGCUCAGGACUAAAAUGCCAUGGAAGACUUGCUGGAGAUACCUCACUUCUGGAGGAUUCUUCUUCCUUUUUUUGAUGAUUUUUUCCAAGCUCCUGAAGCAUUCGGUUAUUGUAGCUAUAGACUACUGGCUAGCUACAUGGACAUCUGACCUUAAUGGAAAGGAUAGUAUAAAUGAUUAUCAGUCUUAUUAUGUGGCUGGAUUUACUAUCCUUUGUGGAACAGGUAUUUUCCUUUGCCUUGUUACAUCUCUCACUGUAGAAUGGAUGGGCCUCACAGCUGCCAAAAAUCUUCACCACAACCUCCUCAAUAAGAUCAUUCUUGGACCAAUCAGGUUCUUUGAUACAACACCCUUGGGGCUAAUCCUAAAUCGUUUUUCAGCUGACACAAAUAUCAUUGACCAGCACAUCCCUCCUACUCUGGAGUCUUUAACCCGCUCAACUUUACUCUGCCUAUCUGCCAUUGGGAUGAUCUCAUAUGCGACCCCUGUAUUCCUGGUUGCUCUUGUACCUCUUGGAAUUGCCUUUUACUUCAUUCAGAAAUACUUCCGAGUGGCCUCUAAGGAUCUCCAGGAGCUUGAUGACAGCACUCAGCUGCCUCUGCUUUGCCACUUUUCAGAAACUGCUGAGGGCCUCACCACCAUUCGAGCUUUUCGGCAUGAAGCCAGAUUUAAGCAACGCAUGCUAGAACUGACAGACACAAACAACAUAGCCUAUUUAUUUCUCUCAGCUGCCAACAGAUGGCUGGAGGUCAGGACGGAUUAUCUGGGAGCAUGCAUUGUUCUCACUGCAGCUGUUGCAUCUAUUGCAUCGAUUACUGAAACUUCUUAUUCUGGUCUGGUAGGGCUGGGCCUCCUGUAUGCACUUACGAUAACCAACUAUUUGAAUUGGGUUGUGAGAAACUUGGCUGAUUUGGAGGUACAAAUGGGAGCUGUAAAAAAAGUGAACAGUUUCUUGACAAUGGAGUCUGAAAACUAUGAAGGAGCAAUGGAUCCAUCUCAAGUUCCAGAGCACUGGCCACAGGAAGGAGAGAUCAAAAUUCAUGAUCUGUGUGUCAGAUACGAAAAUAAUCUCAAACCAGUCCUUAAACAUGUCAAGGCUUACAUCAAACCAGGGCAAAAGGUUGGCAUAUGUGGUCGGACUGGCAGUGGAAAGUCAUCAUUAUCCCUGGCUUUCUUCAGAAUGGUGGAUAUCUUUGAUGGAAAGAUUGUCAUUGAUGGGAUAGACAUUUCUAAGCUCCCACUGCACACUCUACGUUCAAGACUUUCUAUCAUUCUACAAGAUCCAAUACUCUUCAGUGGUUCUAUUCGAUUUAAUUUAGAUCCUGAAUGUAAAUGUACUGAUGAUAGACUUUGGGAAGCUCUAGAAAUUGCUCAACUUAAGAAUAUGGUCAAGUCACUUCCAGGAGGUCUGGAUGCGGUUGUCACUGAAGGUGGAGAAAAUUUUAGUGUGGGACAAAGACAGCUUUUUUGCCUUGCCAGAGCCUUUGUGCGUAAGAGCAGCAUUCUCAUCAUGGAUGAAGCCACAGCUUCUAUUGAUAUGGCUACAGAAAAUAUUUUGCAAAAAGUGGUAAUGACUGCCUUUGCAGAUCGCACAGUUGUAACAAUUGCUCAUCAGGUGUCUUCUAUUAUGGAUGCAGGCCUUGUUUUAGUCUUUUCUGAGGGUAUUUUAGUGGAAUGUGAUUCUGUUCCAAACUUGCUUGCUCACAAGAAUGGCCUCUUUUCCACUUUGGUGAUGACCAACAAAUAGACCAUCAGAAUCUACUCAGCCUACAAAGCAUCUCGUUCUCUGCAUCGGGUUCACACUAUCCUGACAGCAGACCUGGUCAUCGUGAUGAGGCGAGGGAAUAUUUUAGAAUAUGACACCCCAGAAAGCCUCUUGGCUCAGGAAGAUGGCGUAUUUGCUUCUUUUGUUCGGGCAGACAUGUGAAAGGGUGCCUGAAUGUGAUUUACAUCGUUAAAGCAAAAUGUAACAACUGUUGUCUAUUUAAUGGAGCAUCUUUUCUAGUCUUUGGGAAAAAAGUGUCGUUUUAACUUUUCUCAAUUUGUAGCUUAGGAAGAGUACUUCCCAUAUGAAUGACAUUUUAGAAAUAAAAAAAUAUCUCUUCACCAAAGAAUAUACACAUGUUCCCAGCGCUAGCUUUCCUAAUGUUUUUGUUUCUACCAGGUAUUAAUUACUUCUUAUUGUUUCACUGUCAAUACAGUAAUGAUCAGAAGGCCUUAACUCUGAGAAUGGCAGAUUAUAUUGGAAUGGUUAGCCUACCUGUGAGGGUAGGGUUACAAAGUCAUGCUUUGAUCUAACUUCAAGUUUUGUAGUUAUUGGCAGUGGAUGCUCAGCAACAUAACCAUUUUAUUUGUAUUAAUAUAUUUUCAUAAACACUGAUCACAAAGCAGUCAUAUGUUGUAUUGAUGUCUUCAGAAGAUUAAGGGAGAAAAAAAGAAUUUACUCUCUAUAUGUUGUACUUUUACUACAAUCCUUAGUCUAUAUGAAUAGUUCUAGUCUUAGGUUUCUAUCUCUUGUUUUGUCCUGUUAGAAAUAAGUUAUCAAGCCUCCAAUAAAUAUCAAAUCACACUCUAAUUUAGCAGUUCUUAUUCAAACUACUGAAGGAUUUGAAAAACAAUACUCAAUCUUUCAUCCAUUACAGUUAGCAAGAAGAGAGUUUAAUAGACCAAGAAUACUUCCUUCUCCAAGACUGUAAGCUUCUUGAGGUUAAGCAUCCUCUCUUAAUCAUCUUAAUAUCCCCCAUAACACCUAGAAUAGUUCUUUACACUUAGUAAAUGUUUAAUAAGUGUUGGACAACUGAAUUUUACCUUACGGAAUUAGAAGUCACAGAUUCAAAUGUUAACUAGGAUAAAAAGAAAUCCUUAUUCAUUCAGUGAUUAACCAGUUACAUACUUUAUAUGUUAUACCCUGUCACCUGUGAGCCCCAGAGCAGUACCUUAGAUUUGAAACAUUUUGUGGGUACCCACUUAAAGGCAUAGCUCAUGACUCUCCAUCAUUGUGUUUAUUUUUCCAGAUAGGCAGACACCACAUUAGCUCAAAACAAAAGAUAUUUAAUCAAACAAAAUGAGACAAGAAAAAGUUCUCUUAAGUACACAUAGGGUAUGUUCUUCUACAGGUGUGCCACACCUGCAAAGAACAGGUGUUGGGGUGGCACACAUAUGUACAUAGCUAGGACUCUUGCAUGGAGGUGCAUAUUAAUAAGGAUCCAGAUGUCAGAGACACAUGCAUAGCUGGGACAACUGACACUUCCAACACUGAAGAGUACAGAUGUCAUCUAGUAAUGUUAUUACUCGGCUUUCUGCUAGGUAUCACGUCUCUGGGCUGGGUGUCACAUCUUCACUUUCAAGUUGUCUCUGAUGUGUCCUGUAGCCUCUUGUUCACCAAGUUAUUAUCUUCUACCAUAUUCUGGGUUUCAGCAACCUAGCCUCUUCAGAGCUAGCUGUUGUUCUCUACUAUCAUUUUCUGAAAUGCAGCGGCUAGAAGGCCUCUCCCUGACAGAGUGAGCCAUAUUUCUAUUCAUGCACAGUCUAUGGCAGACUAUGAGCCAAAACAGACAAAUGAGGCAGCAGCCAACAAAAGCUAACAGAAUACUUCAAGCUGAUAUGGUCUGUUAUUUUUAUUAUUUACUUCUGAGAUUGAUUCAGUCUUUGAUAUCAAACAACUGUCUGACUUGGGGAUAACAAAUUACUCAUAACUCCUGUUACCUCCCUAACUAUGAGCAUGUGUCCCUAAAAUCUGUUUCAGGGAUUGUGCUAGAAAAAACAAACCAACCAAAAACAGGUACUGUUUAGUACUAUGUACUGAAAUGAGCUUCAUUCCGAUUUUGGCAUGCAAAUGAAAUUAGGGUAGGAACAAAAGCUAAGCGAAAAAGCUAAUGCCAUCACUCUCUUAUCCCUAGUCCACAUCCUUGCCCUUAUUGUGUAUAUCUGCCAGGAACAAAACCUCAUUGGUCCUCUUUUGUUUACUUCUUCUCAGCAAAAAAGGUGCUCUAAAUAUAUAAAUUACAUCAUAGUCUUCCAUUUAGGACUCAGAACAUUGAAAUUUUCAAAAUUCAAAAAUACUUGUUAAACAUAUUUGCCAUAGUAAUUUGUGUUCAGUCUAAGUGGAAUUUGUUUGUUCUGGGUAGAAAUAUCUAAUGAUGCUGACAGAACUUUGUCUUUGGCUCAUCUUGUCCAAAUCUCAUUUUAAUGAGUAUGUAAAAAGUGUAUAAAAACUUGCAUAAUGUUUUUCUGUUGUUGAAACCUAAAAGCAUAAAAUGAAAUAUAAUAAAACCCGAUUUAAAUAGGCUUUCUGUCAGUCAAAAGUUUUCUUGCAUAAUUUUGUACACAUCUAAUACAGAGAUAAUUGGUUCUCAUAUUGAUGAUUCUUAAGCACUUGUCUGACUUUUCAUGACCCCAUUUGGAGUUUUCUUCGGGUUGGCAAAGAUACUGGAGUGGUCGGCUGUUUUCUUCUCCAGCUUAUUUUACAGAUGAGGAACUGAGGCAAACAGGGUUAAGUGACUUUCCUUUUUCGCAUUCCUAAAGGCUGAAUAGAAUCAAAUUAACCACCUAUAAUCCAGUUUUGCAAAUAGUUCCCCAAAAAUCUACUAGCCCCAUAAAAGUUUCACUGAACCAACCAGAGCUGAUUUGUUUCACUUCUUGGCUGCCUGGCGAUGUCUCUUUGUCCCAGGGUGUACCUUCUAAGAAUGGCAUACAUUUAUUCAACAACUGUUUAUUUUAUGUACUGUGUGAAGAGCGCUGUUAGGGGCAGUAGGGAGAUAUAAUGGCUAUUAUAUAAGGUGCGAUCCCUAUGAUCAUGGAAUUUUCAGUCUAGAAACCUGUAUUACUGUUUGUGAGAUAAUCUGUAUUUGUAUACACACUCUAAUUCCCUCUGAAAAUAUAAGAUACCAUACCACAAAGUGCUAAUACAACCAUCACAAAAUCAGUUUGAAGUUAAAUUAACUUGAGCAUUUUCUUUACCGGUUAACCACUAUAAUGGUUGUCAGCAUCACCCAUAAUUGUUAAUCAUUGAAGUUGAAUGGUUACCCACAUAUUUACAAAGAUACCACGAGUGGAUAAAAUAGAUUUUUACUUUAUUUAGUUGGAUUAGUAAAUUAUUUUGUUAUAUUAUCUCUUAAAUAAACAACUGAGUUCUUAAAGAAAAAGAAUAAAACUUUUCCCUAAAUAAAAAUACAUCUAUAUACAUAUAUAUUUAAAUGAAAAAAAUCAUCCACAUCUAUAAUUUUUUAUGUUUGUAAAAAGCAAAAAACCCAAGUUCAUGUAUCUAUGUUAAAUAUCAUUGGUUUACUGUAACAAAAAGAAAUUCUCAAAAGAAGUAUGUUUUCUCUAGAUUUCCAAAAGUCAAAUUAUUCCUCCAGUUCAACAACCAUUUGCCAAUCACUUACUAAAAUGAUGAAGGGGUUAGAAUUCUGGUUGGGUAUCAUUUGAAUCUCUGAAUCUCUGGUUGUAAUAGGAAAGCAGCAUGGCAUUAUGGGAAGAUAACAGAUUGUGUGAGGAAAUUAGAUUCCACCACUACCUGUGUGACUACGGGUAACCCAUUUUGAGUUCUCAGAUGCAAUUUCUUCACCUGUGAUGUAAUAAAGUUAUUUCUUUUCAAAA
Messenger RNA from Trichosurus vulpecula (common brushtail), 8721 nucleotides. It is a transcript of the gene ABCC9, whose product is annotated as ATP binding cassette subfamily C member 9. Gene Ontology annotation, molecular function: ABC-type transporter activity; ATP hydrolysis activity; sulfonylurea receptor activity. Gene Ontology annotation, cellular component: membrane. Bases 212 to 4870 code for a protein of 1552 amino acids. The transcript has 40 exons. Lineage: Eukaryota; Metazoa; Chordata; Mammalia; Diprotodontia; Phalangeridae. Gene Ontology annotation, biological process: transmembrane transport; potassium ion transport. The record is from RefSeq and is a predicted model, not a curated record.